Messenger RNA from Macadamia integrifolia, 1451 nucleotides. Its product is annotated as clathrin light chain 1-like. The record is from RefSeq and is a predicted model, not a curated record. Bases 71 to 1189 code for a protein of 372 amino acids. NCBI's taxonomy places the organism in Eukaryota, Viridiplantae, Streptophyta, Magnoliopsida, Proteales, Proteaceae. Gene Ontology annotation, molecular function: clathrin heavy chain binding; structural molecule activity. Gene Ontology annotation, cellular component: clathrin coat of trans-Golgi network vesicle; clathrin coat of coated pit; plasma membrane. The transcript has 3 exons. Gene Ontology annotation, biological process: intracellular protein transport; clathrin-dependent endocytosis; clathrin coat assembly.
UUACAGUUUCAAAAGUGAAGAAAAGGGUCAAACCAGGGAGAGAGAGAGAGAGAGAGCGAGAGAGAGAGAGAUGUCGUUUGAUGCAUUCAGCAACGAUGGAGACGAAGGGGUGAGGAGCUCCACUCGCCCCUUCGACGACGAUGGAUACUUAGGCUACGAUCCUCGUUUGCCGUCCCAGCGUUACGAAUCUUACUCGAAUUUCGCCGCAGAGGAAGAAGGCAAAGUGGAAGAUGUAAUCGACGAUGAACCUCCACCUUCAUCUGGUUAUCAUGAAGAUUUCCCCGCCGAAGAUGAGGUUUCAGUUCAUCACGUCUCCCAUUCUGUCGACGGUAUUCCACCUUCUCCUGAAAUCUAUGGCUUCGAUGUUCCGAAUCCCGAUUAUUCGUCUUCUUCUCCAUUCUCUGGAAUGCCCCAAUCGAAUGGGAAUGGGAAGCCUUACGACAUUGGUGCUGACGACGAUGGUUUAUUCACAUCCGACGGGCCCAUGCUUCCUCCUCCGGAAGAGAUGCAGGAGGAAGGAGCUGCUCUUCGCGAAUGGCGCCGCCAAAAUGCCAUUCAUCUCGAGGAGAAGGAGAAGAGGGAGAAGGAGAUGCGGACCCAGAUUAUCAAGGAAGCUGAAGAUUAUAAGCAAGCUUUCUAUGAGAAAAGGAUACUUAACUGUGAGACCAACAAAGCUAAUAAUAGAGAAAGAGAGAAGCUUUACUUGUCUAAUCAAGAGAAGUUCCACAAAGAAGCGGACAAGCAGUACUGGAAAGCAAUAGCAGAGCUCAUCCCUUACGAGGUCCCCAAUAUUGAGAAGAGGAGAGGAAAGAAAGAGCAAGAAAAGAAACCAUCAAUUGUUGUCAUCCAAGGUCCAAAGCCUGGGAAGCCCACUGAUCUUUCAAGGAUGCGGCAGAUACUCUUGAAGCUGAAGCACGCACCUCCACCUCACAUGAUACCUCCCCCACCUGCACCUGCAAAGGACGGUAAGGAAGCCAAGGAUGGCAAGGAUGGUAAGGAAGUCAAGGAUGGGAAGGAUGUCAAAGGUGGAAAGGAUGCUUCACCAACAGCGGUGAAAGCAGCAGGAGGAGACACACCUGCUGCUAAAGACAUUGCCAUUAAUGGUGUCCCAGACUCGUCCACUCAGGAGGCUCCUGCUGCAAUGGAGGACCACCCUGCUACAGAGCCCGAGCCAGCCUCCCAUGCAUGAUUGUGAUAGCAUAAUGGAACUAUUACCAGAGGUUGAUUGAUGCAUUAAUGUAAUCUUCUUUUUUUUUUUCUUUUUUCAAUGCAGAUAAUCAAACAGGUGGUUUCAACCCUGGAUGGUUCAUAUGAUUGGUAUUGUACUUGGUUAGGUCCUUUGAAGUUUGGCAACCCACAGGCUUUACGAGUGUACCACGCUGGUACCUUCUUUUGAAAGGGUUUUUCUUGAUUGAAGAAUGCAUUUAUAAUCAGAUUGGCAAUGUUCACAA